AUGACAAGUGUAGAACAAUCGAAAGAGAAAAGAUACAGCAGCGUGAGUACAACCAAUCUGGCAAAGACAGACUUGGAAAAGGACCAACAACCAGAAAACGCGGUGCAGCCGACGCAGAGCCAUGUCGAGAAACCACAGUCGCUUUUCCAAGAAAUAGUGUUUGUAGCGGUGCUGUGUUGUGCGCAGCUGAUGACACAAUCGGGCCUGGCGUUGUCAAUAGUGUCCGCUGAAAUUAUCGGAUCCAGUUUCGGCACUACAGCGCCCGGAGAACUCAGUUGGUUUUCAGCUGCUUACUCACUCACGGUCGGGACCUUCAUCCUGAUCGCAGGCCGUUUGGGCGAUCUUUUUGGUCAUAAAAAGAUGUUCGUAAUGGCUUUUCUGUGGUAUGCUUUGUGGUCGUUGUUAGCAGGAUUCAGCGUUUACUCAAAUCGCAUUUUUUUCGAUUGUUGUAGGGCUUUCCAGGGCCUGGGACCAGCUUUUCUCCUGCCCAAUGCACUCGGAAUCCUGGGCAGAACUUACGAGCCUGGCCGACGCAAAAAUCUGGUUUUCAGCUUCUUCGGUGCCACAGCACCCUCCGGAUUUGUGCUGGGUGCAGUCUUCUCUUCACUCUUUACCCAGCUGGUAUGGUGGCCUUGGGCCUUUUGGGUCAUGGCGAUUUCAUGUCUCAUGCUAGCUAUAGCAGGUAGCUUGGUUAUUCCUCAUACGCCUUCGCCAGUGCUCGAAGAAUCUGUCAUCGAACAUAUAGACAUAUGGGGGUCGAUCACUGGUGUAACGGGACUGGUAUUGAUAAACUUUGCAUGGAACCAGGGCCCCGUAGUCGGAUGGCCCAAGCCGUACAACUACAUUCUUCUAAUCGUGGGCUUUGUGUUUGUCGCAACGUUUGUCUUUGUAGAAAGACGAGCAAAAUUUCCUCUGGUCCCUUUCUCGUUCUUGACUAAGGACGUUGCCUUUGUUCUAGCUUGCAUUGCAGCCGGGUGGUCAAGUUUUGGGAUCUGGCUGUAUUAUUUGGUGAGAAUGCUUGAAGUCUUACGUGGCCUGAGUCCACUGCUCUCGAGCGCCCAAGUUGUGCCUGCUGCCUUUAGCGGAUUGUGCGCCGCUUUGGCAACCGGGUUUGUUUUAGGACGUGUGAAACCCAGCUUCGUGAUGUUGUUCGCCAUGACAGCAUUUACCGCUGGUGGGAUUUUGAUUGGCACUGCGCCAGUUGACCAAACAUAUUGGGCACAGACCUUCGUCUCCGUUAUUGUAAUGCCCUGGGGAAUGGACAUGUCUUUUCCGGCAGCGACAAUAUUGCUGAGUAACUUUAUGCCCAAAGAACAUCAAGGUCUAGCAGCUUCACUUGUCAACACUUUCGUCAAUUACUCUAUUUCUUUGGGUCUGGGGUUUGCUGGUACAAUCGAGUCGCGGGUGAACGCCAGUGGAGACGAAAUUCUUAAAGGCUAUCGUGGUGCGUGGUAUAUGGGCAUUGGGCUGAGCGGCUUAGGACUAUGCGUUGCUCUCCUUUAUACUCUAUACACGUCGAGACGAGCCUAA
Molecule: messenger RNA, 1530 nt
Organism: Lachancea sp. 'fantastica'
Lineage: Eukaryota; Fungi; Ascomycota; Saccharomycetes; Saccharomycetales; Saccharomycetaceae
Source: the annotation of a GenBank genome assembly